Messenger RNA from Wallemia mellicola CBS 633.66, 581 nucleotides. RefSeq lists its product as hypothetical. Gene Ontology annotation, cellular component: mediator complex. The transcript has 2 exons. Lineage: Eukaryota; Fungi; Basidiomycota; Wallemiomycetes; Wallemiales; Wallemiaceae. Gene Ontology annotation, biological process: regulation of transcription by RNA polymerase II. Bases 1 to 510 code for a protein of 169 amino acids. Gene Ontology annotation, molecular function: transcription coregulator activity. The record is from RefSeq and is a predicted model, not a curated record.
AUGAGUGCCAAUGAAAUAGAUAAACUUAAUCAAACAGAUAAAGAUAUUAGUAAAUUGUUGAAAUUAGCUUCAGAUGCACUCAAAGCACUUUUACCACCUUCAAAUCAACAAGAAAGAGAGGAAUUAGAAAAGCAGCACCAAAAGUACACAGAGCUGUCAAACCAGCAACAAUCUCAACCGCAGAUUACACUCUGGGGUGACGAAGACCCAAACGAAGAUUAUAACGCAUUAGAGCAGGAUGAAGCACAGGAUGCUAAAUUUGUAGACACUACUAAGUCUUAUUAUAGCCUACUCAAUUCAAUACAGACUGAUAUACGUACUGCUAUCGCACAUCUACGUAAUGAGAGGAUAUCACCAAGAGUCUUGCAGCCAAAUGGACUAACUAAAGGCGUCCAUCAAUCUAGUAACCUUAGCUUAGGUGCACAACGUAUAGAAAUUGAUGUUAUUCGUAAUUUAACGACGAUAAUCAAACAAUUAUCAAGCAAAGACGUCGAAAUGACCGAAUCUUAGACUUUAUAUGUAUUUUUUAAAUUAAGUAUCAUGUAUUAUUCUGCAUAUUCAUUUUUUAUUAAUUUUAUCUU